Hermetia illucens (black soldier fly) is the source of this 618-nucleotide messenger RNA. Its product is annotated as histone H1-II-like. Gene Ontology annotation, cellular component: nucleosome; nucleus. Gene Ontology annotation, biological process: negative regulation of DNA recombination; nucleosome assembly; chromosome condensation. The record is from RefSeq and is a predicted model, not a curated record. Gene Ontology annotation, molecular function: double-stranded DNA binding; nucleosomal DNA binding; structural constituent of chromatin. The transcript has a single exon. Lineage: Eukaryota; Metazoa; Arthropoda; Insecta; Diptera; Stratiomyidae. Bases 1 to 618 code for a protein of 205 amino acids.
AUGGCAGAAGAAUCCGCUCCAGUUGCCGCUUCUGCAGCAGCCAGCCCCAAGAAAGGAAAGAAAGCAGCAGGUGGCCCGAAGAAGCCGAAGUCGAAACCAACUCAUCCGCCGACGUCCUCAAUGGUGAACGCUGCUAUCAAAUCUUUGAAGGAACGUGGCGGCUCUUCACUUCCGGCCAUCAAGAAAUACCUGGCAGCCAACUACAAGGUGGAUGCUGGCAAGCUAGCUCCCUUCAUUAAGAAGUAUUUGAAGAGCGCCGUUGCCUCUGGAAAGUUGGUCCAAACUAAAGGUACAGGCGCUUCUGGCUCGUUCAAACUUCCAGCAAAGGAGAAGAAGGAAAAAGCCACUAAACCAAAGGCGGCUGCAGCAAAGAAACCUAAAGCGGCUGCGAAACCAAAGAAGGCUGGAGAGAAGAAAGCAGCCAAGCCAAAGAAGCCUGCAGCGGCUAAGAAAGCAGCAUCAGGAACCGCUAAAGCAGCAAAGAAAUCCGGGAGUGUGAAAGCUAAAGCACCAAAGGAAAAGAAGCCGAAAGCUGCGAAAGUAGCCAAGAAAGCACCUAAACCGAAGGCUGCAGGAGCAAAAAAAGCUGCUCCCAAGAAGGCAGCAGCGAAGAAGUAA